Molecule: messenger RNA, 1407 nt
Organism: Triticum urartu
Lineage: Eukaryota; Viridiplantae; Streptophyta; Magnoliopsida; Poales; Poaceae
Product: expansin-A7
Biological process (GO): plant-type cell wall organization
Cellular component (GO): extracellular region
Source: RefSeq, a predicted model, not a curated record
GCCCCGCUCGCUCCCACUCCUCAACUUCAACCCCCCACACCACUCGCCAACGCCUCCGCCGCCGUCCACUCGCCUUCUUGCUCUGCCCACCGCGAGCGCGCCCGGAGCGACGAUGGCCGCCGCAAUGCCACCGCCGCCGCUGCCCGCCCUCCUCGCGGCGCUGCUGCUGCUCCUGGUGGCGCUUCCGCCGGCCGCGGCGCGCGUCCCCGGCGUGUACACGGGCGGCGACUGGCAGAGCGCGCACGCCACCUUCUACGGCGGCAGCGACGCCUCGGGCACCAUGGGCGGCGCGUGCGGGUACGGGAACCUGUACAGCCAGGGGUACGGGGUGAACAACGCGGCGCUGAGCACGGCGCUGUUCAACGAGGGGGAGAGGUGCGGCGCGUGCUUCGAGAUCCGGUGCGUGAACCAGCCCGGGUGGGCGUGGUGCCUGCCGGGGCGGCCGUCCAUCGUGGUCACCGCCACCAACUUCUGCCCGCCCAACUACGCGCUGCCCUCGGACGACGGCGGCUGGUGCAACCCGCCCCGCCCCCACUUCGACCUCGCCAUGCCCAUGUUCCUCCACAUGGCCCAGUACCGCGCCGGCAUCGUCCCCGUCUCCUACCGCCGGGUGGCGUGCCGGAAGUCGGGCGGGGUGCGGUUCACCAUCAACGGGUUCAGGUACUUCAACCUGGUGCUGAUCACCAACGUGGCGGGGGCCGGGGACCUGGUGCGGGCGAGCGUGAAGGGGUCCAGCACCGGGUGGAUGCCCAUGUCGCGCAACUGGGGCCAGAACUGGCAGUCCAACUCCGUCCUCGUCGGCCAGCCGCUCUCCUUCCGCGUCACCGCCAGCGACCGCCGCACCUCCACCUCCUGGAACGCCGCCCCACACAACUGGCGCUUCGGCCAGACCUUCGAGGGCAAGAACUUCAGGGUCUAGCUGCCCUUCUUCUCCUUCUCCUUCUCCGGCGCCGGCGAUGGAUGCGGCGCAUGGACGUCGUCUUAUAUACUACUACAUACUAGUGAGCGAGUAAUUACUACAGUGAGUGGGCGAGGUUGGUGUGUGGCCUGCGAAUGCAGAUGCAAGGUGCAAGCAGGUUCAUACUAGUAGCAGUCUAUCUAUCUAGUCUUAAUUAGGGUGAAGCUGGGAACUGAAGGGUGGUGGUUGUGUGGAGCGGCGGCUGAAGUGGCUGCAAAGCUGCAGCUGAAGAUGGGAGCGGCGAGUGUAGCCCGCAGCUGCUGCUUCUCCGGUGUCCUGUGCCCCGUGUCGUGUCAUCUUUGUCUCCAUGGCACGCUGCUGGCUGUUACUAGUACUAUUUAUCAUGUCAAUCGAUCAAUCAUGGACCUGAUUUAUAUAUGUGUCUAUCUAUCAACCAGCUUGGUCGCUGGGGUUGCAAAGAAGGAUAAUACUAUUACCUCUCUCUGACA